GCCUCUGAUAGCACGUGACCCAAAAGCAAGAUGGAGCUGGACCUCCUGCUCCUUGUCUCGCGACCUUAACGCGCAGCUGGUCAAGAACCAGUAACAAGCCAAAGUGUGAAUGGAGAUAUACAGUAGAUAAGAAAAUACGAGCAGUGUGUUCAUUCCUGUUAGCUUGUCGUCCGUCUCAUCAUCCGAUCGAUUUGUAUCUUUUCACAUACGGGCUCUGAUCAAGGUUAGACCUGGGGAUCUUCCUACCUCAUCUGCGCAAAACACCGGCAACACGGAGAUCAGGCUGGGUGUGUGUUAGUUAAUGCAUAUCGGUGUUUACACUGAAAUGCAUGCGUGUCCACGUGUCAGAGGUUAUCAGGCUUCGUCACACACCCUUAUCGACUCACACACACACACACACACACACACACUGCGAAAGCCGCUGAACUGCUUUCAGUACUCUGUGAUCUCUUGAACUGCGGCGCUCGGAUUAGAUGUGGAAUACACACCUGAAAUAUCUAACACAAUAAAAUACGGUGGUAACACGGAGCUUACAAAACCAUGGCACCAAGUCCAGUCAUUCAAGCCAUGAUUGAUUUAUCAGCUGGCGCUUGUGGUGGUAUAGCAUGUGUGAUGUGUGGCCAGCCAUUUGAUACCGCCAAGGUCAAGAUGCAGACAUUUCCCCAGAUGUACCGUGGGUUUGUGCACUGCUUUGUGUCCAUCUCAAAGCAGGUGGGGUUGCGUGGUCUGUAUCAUGGCACUACCCCGGCUCUGAUGGCUAACAUUGCUGAGAAUGCGGUCCUCUUCAUGAGCUACGGCUUCUGCCAGAAUGUUGUACGCUUUGUGGUUGGCAUGGACAGAAAAGCAGAGCUCAGUGAUGUUCAGAAGGCUUGCUCUGGCUCUCUGGCCUCCAUCUUCUCCUCAAUGGCUUUGUGUCCCACUGAACUAGUCAAGUGUCGGCUGCAGGCUAUGCAUGAAAUGGAAGCAUCAGGCAAGAUUGCUGGUGGACAGAAAAGCACUGUGUGGUCGGUGGUUAGACAUGUCUUAAAGACAAACGGGCCUCUAGGAUUUUAUCAAGGCCUGUCUACUACUAUAGUUCGUGAGAUUCCUGGCUAUUUCUGCUUCUUUGGAGGCUACGAGUUGAGCCGAUCUGCUUUUGCCCACGUCUUGGACAGGAAAAAAGAGGACAUAGGCAUUGGGCCGCUUAUGUUUAGCGGUGGCUUUGGAGGAGCCCUUCUCUGGUUAGUUGUCUAUCCGAUAGAUUGUGUGAAAUCCCGCAUUCAAGUUCUAUCCCUGGCUGGGAAGCAAGAAGGAUUUAUAAAGACGUUUCUUGGCAUUGUACGCCAUGAAGGAGUCCUGCCUCUGUACUCGGGUCUAACCCCGACUAUGAUCCGGACAUUCCCUGCUAACGGAGCACUCUUUCUGGCCUAUGAACUUAGCCGCAAGUUGAUGAUGAAGCAGUUUGAUGUUUGACACAAGGGUGCUUAAUUCGUUUUAAACCAUCUGUGCUGUUUGCACGUUAGAGUUGCUUUUAUAAUUUAAAAGAUUUUUCCAAAUACUUUUAAUGCUGCCUAAUAUUAUUUUAAAUGUUUUUUGUCUGUAUGAAUACAGUAAUAGUUUUAUGGUUUUGUAUGGGUUUAGUAAUCGUCUGGUCCGUGUCCCUGAGUUUUUUUUAUCUGCCAGGUGAUUUUAAUUUGCCCCCCUGAACUGUGUGUAAACUGGAGGAUGCCCUUUCUUCUCCUUUUUUUUUUAUUUUUUAUAUCCUCUAUUUCUUUACAUGGUAAAGUGAUAUAAGCAAAAUACAUUUUUCAUUAUAUUUUUAUAGUGUUUGACCAUAGUAUAUCUAAAAUCCACAAGUAAAACAUACAGGCCAUAUUUUAUUUUAUUGGAUUUUAAAGUAAUUCACUAACACAUUUCAAUCUUUUCUGUUAAAAUGAAAUACAAUCUUUGCAUACUUGAAUGUUUAGCACACUCACUUACUGUCUAUACCGCUUUAUCAUGUAUUCAGCGGUGUGGGGGGCCUGGAGCCUAUCCCAGGGGACUUAGGGCAUGGGGCGGGGGGUACACCCUGGAUAGGGGGCCAAUCCAUCGCAGGAUGCACACACACACUCAUUCACACAUUACAAGCAGUUUGGGACUGCCAAUUAAUCUGCAUGUCUUUGGAUUGUGGGAGGAAACUGGAGUACCUGGAAGAAACCCACCAAGCACAGGAAGAACAUGCAAACUCCAUGCACACAGAGACGGGAAUCAAACCUGGACCCUGGAGGUGCCAAGCAAUGGUGUUAACCACUACGCCUCUGAUGAUUAGCAUAAUGUGCUGUAAUUAUGUUAGCCAGUUACACUACCUGGUAUACAGCAAGACUUAAACACAAUAAAUAGGGGUAGGUCACACACUAGACUAAUAUUUAUGUAUUAUAGACUUUGUGCAGAAAACUUGUUCAAAACUGUCCUGAGCACUCCAGAAAUUGGACAAAAUUGGAUGUAUAGCGUAAAGGGUUUUGUUUUUUGGUGCAGAAAUUUUCAGCUUGGUGCUUUUUGGCCUCUGGCAGUGUUAAGGAAUCCACCAAGGUGAAUGAACAACAAAACCUUGACAUUCCAGGAUAGUUUGUGUCCAUGAUGAGCAGUGUUGUGGCUCCCAACAUACCCAGCAUCUGCAGGAGCAGCAGACUUCCACAGUAAUCCACCAAUAGCACAAUGGUUCCCAAGAGACCCAGGGCUAUUGUGAAUAUAAACAAUGUGCUAAAUAACUAUUGUAUUUAAGUUUUUUUUUUUUUUUUUCAGUUUCCAGUUUUAAUUGUAUAGAGAAAUAUCAUGCUGGAAAAUUAUAUAUAAAUUAUUUUUAAACACUGUUAAGUUUAAGAUUAGUGGCCAAAUUUGUUACAUUUUAAGAUGAAUUAAAAGAAUUAUUGAUUCA
This is a messenger RNA of Clarias gariepinus (North African catfish), 2893 nucleotides long. RefSeq names its product solute carrier family 25 member 15a (gene slc25a15a). Gene Ontology annotation, molecular function: L-ornithine transmembrane transporter activity. Gene Ontology annotation, biological process: mitochondrial L-ornithine transmembrane transport. The record is from RefSeq and is a predicted model, not a curated record. The transcript is spliced from 7 exons. Lineage: Eukaryota; Metazoa; Chordata; Actinopteri; Siluriformes; Clariidae. The coding region runs from base 541 to 1452 and encodes 303 amino acids.